UGGUUGGCAUUUUUCUCUGAGUGCUUGAGUGACUUUAGAAACAUCAUCGCAAUUGUGAUCGAUUAUGUUCUGAUUUUAUUUUAUUUAUUGGAGAUUGUCACGCCUUAUAACUUUCAUUUUCCAAGCAUCUUACGUCGAGCCAUCCUAGAAACCUCUGUGAUAAGCGGUUAAUUUGUUGGCUUCGUUUGUUUAUUAUACUCGAUCAAAACAACUUGAAAUGGCAGCAGAGUGUGUUACUCGAGUCGAGUUGCACAUCUCUUGUAGAGGUUUACUUGACAAGGACACAACUUCAAAAUCCGACCCAUUAUGUGCUAUGUAUAUUCAAGAUUCACAUGGAAAGUGGGUUGAGCAUGCUAGGACUGAAAAAGUCCAGAAUAACCUGAACCCAGAUUUUGCGCAAGGAAUUGUGCUGGACUACUAUUUCGAGAUGGUACAGAAACUGAAGUUUGCAGUGUACGAUGUGGAUAACGCGACCAGUUCACUGGGGGAUGAUGAUUUUUUGGGCGACAUGGAGUGUAAUCUUGGGCAGGUGGUUUCAAAGAAAUCCUUUGCCAGUGCAUUACAAAUCAAGGGAAGAAAAGUAGGAGCCAUUACAGUGUAUGCAGAAGAAUUAAAAGGUGGAAAUGAAGUAGUUCAACUUACAUUCAGGGCAACAAACCUAGACAAAAAGGACUUUUUGGGCAAGUCUGAUCCCUUUUUACAAUUGUCCAAACUGAAAAGUGAUGGUGAAACUUUGCUUGUUCAUCGCACUGAGGUUAUCAAGAACAACCUCAAUCCUUCAUGGAAGUCAUUUGACAUCUCACUUUCAACUCUGUGUGGAGGAGACUAUGAUGCACCUAUUAGGAUUGGCUGUUAUGACUGGGAUGAAGAUGACACUAAUGAUUUGAUUGGUUGUGUGGACAUCACUCUUCGAUCUCUGAUUGACAGUAAAGAGUCAGGGAAAGGACUUGACUUGGUCAAUGCCAAGAAGAAACAGAAGAAGAAAGGCUAUGUGAACUCUGGAGUACUGUACGUGGCUCAAUGCAAUAUAACCAAAAUUCACACAUUCUUGGACUUUGUCAUGGGAGGAUGUCAAAUUAACUUUACUGUUGGUAUUGACUUUACAGCAUCCAAUGGUGAUCCACGCCUGGCCCAGUCUCUUCAUUAUUUGAACCCUCAUGAGCCCAAUGAGUACGUCAAGGCUCUGAUAGCUGUUGGUGAAGUUUGUCAAGACUAUGAUACUGAUAAAUUUUUCCCAGCGCUAGGAUUUGGUGCCAAAAUACCCCCGGGCAUGCAGGUUUCCCAUGAGUUUCCUUUGAACUUUAAUCCAACAAAUCCAUAUUGUCAUGGUAUCCAAGAAAUUGUUCUUGCAUAUCAGAAUUGCAUUCGCCAAGUGCAGCUAUAUGGACCAACUAAUGUCGCCCCGAUCAUCAAUCACGUGAUUAGAUUUGCCGAGCAAGCAGGCCAGGAAAACACAGCAUCGCAAUACUAUGUGCUGCUUCUUUUGACGGAUGGCGUGUUAUCAGACAUGGAGGACACCAAGGCCGCCAUUGUGAAGGCUUCUCGCCUCCCCAUGUCGGUGAUUAUUGUUGGAGUUGGACAGGCGGACUUCAAGGACAUGGAUGAACUUGACGCUGAUGAAGGAAGGUUACGAUCUGGGCGUCAUUACGCAGAAAGAGACAUCGUUCAGUUUGUGCCUUUCAGGGAAUUCAAAUCGCAAUCUCCGGCAGUCCUGGCCAAACACGUGUUAGCAGAAAUCCCCAAACAAGUGCAGGAGUAUUUCAAUAAGCGUGGCCUCGCUCCCAUGCAGUCAAAAGGACCUCAACCACCCUACUUGGGAGGUCUGUAAUGAAAUAUCCAGUUCUCGCUCGUGCAAACCUUGUUUAGUGAACUCGCUUUAAUGCUCCGUUUGUUUAUGAAUUUUUAUUUUUAUUCAAAGUUGUUAAGACGGUUGUGACUUGCCUUAAAAGCUCUCCUAACCCCCCUCGGGGUAGGGGGGUGGGGGAGGGGAGUCAUUUUUUGUUCUGAUUUUUGGUCCAUAUUUAAAGAAGAUGAAACAUAGGAUGGAUUUUGUUUGAUUAAAAAUCUACGUUAUUAACGGAAACUACGCCAGGCUUUCAAAUACAAUUAUGUUUUCACUUAACUAAAAUGAAAGAAAAACGCACUGCUAUACUAGAGAAUUUAACAAGGUGGAAGAAAGCGAGAAGAUGAAGCUUAAAUAUUCUAACAGGGGAGGGGAGGGGAGGGCGUAACAGGAAAGGGAGCUAUUUGGAGCAUUUACGAUGUCCAAUAAUCGUUACCCAAAUGUAGCCGUAGGCGUUGUUCGUUAUUUGCGCAGUUUGUUAUACGUCAGUAUGCAUUGCUUAUAAACUUUGAGAUUUGUGAUGUUCGUUUCUCAGUAGCUGGACUACAACAGAUGUUUGUUUUCAUCGCAGUUUAAUUUUUUUUCAGAGCUGUACACUUAUUUUACAAAUUUCUGUACAUCGCAAGCCAUUAUUUUUAUAGCAGUCGUGUGUAACUGUGUAACGAGCACUGUGUGUAACGAGCACACUGUGUCACGAGCAGCCUAAGGUGGCUACAUGUUGUCUACGAUAAUGGAGAACCUAAGUUCGUUUCACCAAAAAGGUUUCACGAGAAUUAAUUUUCCUGGCUAGAUUUGCCAGUGCUAAGCUUAAAUUAUCAACCUGUUAGUCUUACAUUGAAGUGGUAUUUGUUUGGCUUAUAAAUACUCAAAACUGUUCCACAGAAACAAAAUAGCACCGAGUAAUACAUUAAAUUAUUGGCUGAAUGUUUUACACGGGAAAAUCAGCGAGCGAGCGAGACUUAAACGCGCGUGAAAGUCAUCAGCGAGCGAGCGAGACUUAAACGCACGUGAAAGUCAUCCUGGAGUCUGCUUUUUCUCUGUUUUUCGCAUGUUACUUAAGCUUAUUUGCCAUGUAGUCUCUGUUAUGCAUAUGAUAGUUAGAAUUUUGCGAUGUAUUAUCUUUUGUACGUCAAAAUGAUUCUUUUGAGAAUAAAAAUGGCGUGAAGACUACUUU
Messenger RNA from Stylophora pistillata, 3017 nucleotides. Its product is annotated as copine-3. Gene Ontology annotation, cellular component: plasma membrane. The record is from RefSeq and is a predicted model, not a curated record. Gene Ontology annotation, molecular function: calcium-dependent phospholipid binding. Gene Ontology annotation, biological process: cellular response to calcium ion. Lineage: Eukaryota; Metazoa; Cnidaria; Anthozoa; Scleractinia; Pocilloporidae.